Molecule: messenger RNA, 2347 nt
Organism: Pogoniulus pusillus (Red-fronted tinkerbird)
Lineage: Eukaryota; Metazoa; Chordata; Aves; Piciformes; Lybiidae
Gene: CAMK1G
Product: calcium/calmodulin dependent protein kinase IG
Exons: 13
Coding region: 291-1724 (477 amino acids)
Biological process (GO): peptidyl-serine phosphorylation
Cellular component (GO): intracellular anatomical structure
Molecular function (GO): ATP binding; calmodulin binding; calcium/calmodulin-dependent protein kinase activity
Source: RefSeq, a predicted model, not a curated record
AGCAGCUCCCGCUGCUGAAGCUCUGGCAUCCCGUGCCCGCGCUGCCAGGUGCCCGCGCCCUGCCAGCACACCCACACCCACGGGCAGCUCCUGCUCCUGGCACUGUACUGGCGGUGAAGUGCUGCCUGGUUACCACCACGGCAGAGCCAUCAUCAUCUCCUCCUCCUCCUCCCUGCUGCCGGUGAGCACCGAGCGGGCUCUAAUCCCCGCAGAGCCGAGCCGGAGCAGCAGCCAACAGGAGUUGCUUUGUUUGUGCUGACUUGGCAUUCCCUGCUUCCACUCUGGAGGAGAUGGGUCGCAAGGAAGAGGAUGAGAGCAGCUCCUGGAAGAAGCAGACGAGCAACAUCCGGAAAACCUUCAUCUUCAUGGAGGCCCUGGGGUCAGGUGCCUUCUCCGAGGUGUUCCUGGUGAAGCAAAGAAGCACAGGCAAGCUCUUUGCUCUGAAAUGCAUCAAGAAGUCUCCUCUCACAAGGGACAGCAGCUUGGAGAACGAAAUAGCAGUGCUGAAAAAGAUAAAGCACGAAAACAUUGUGACCUUAGAAGAUAUUUACGAAAGCACAACCCACUUCUACCUGGUCAUGCAGCUGGUAUCCGGGGGAGAGCUGUUUGACCGGAUCCUGGAGCGAGGAGUUUACACCGAGAAAGAUGCCAGUGUGGUGAUCCACCAGGUCCUGACAGCGGUCAAGUACCUGCAUGAAAAUGGAAUAGUCCACCGUGACCUGAAGCCUGAAAACCUUCUUUACCUUACUCCUGAAGACAACUCCAAAAUCAUGAUCACAGACUUUGGCUUGUCCAAAAUGGAGCAGAAUGGCAUCAUGUCCACUGCCUGCGGGACUCCGGGAUACGUCGCCCCUGAAGUCCUUGCCCAGAAACCAUACAGCAAAGCUGUGGACUGCUGGUCCAUUGGAGUCAUCACCUAUAUCCUGCUGUGUGGUUAUCCUCCCUUCUAUGAAGAGACUGAAUCCAAACUGUUUGAAAAGAUUAAGGAAGGCUACUACGAGUUUGAGUCUCCGUUUUGGGAUGACAUCUCCGAGUCAGCCAAGGAUUUCAUCAGACACUUGCUGGAGAAAAACCCAACCACAAGGUUCACCUGUGAAGAAGCCCUGAGGCACCCAUGGAUUAAUGGAAACACAGCCCUGCACCGUGACAUUUACCCAUCUGUCAGUGCUCAGAUCCAGAAAAACUUUGCAAAGAGCAAAUGGAGGCAAGCCUUCAACGCCGCGGCCGUGGUGCACCACAUGAAGAAGCUCCACAUGAACGGCCAGGGGGCGGCUGGAGGCUCCCUCCCUGCCCUGCAGGUCUCAGAGACAUCCAGACCCAACGCCCCCUCGCUGCCCACCCUGCCAGCAACACCAGGCAAAGACAAGGAGCCGCCGCUCCCUCUGGCCCCCACCCAGGGCUGUCCAAAGCCUCCCAGCCAGCUGGAGCAGGACACGGGAAUGCAAGAGCAGGAGCUGCAGAGCUCAGAGAACACAUCAGUGCCCACGGGCAGCAGCCCAGCGCCGCCAGACAACCACAGCCCACCAAGCAGAACGUCCUGUGGCUGCAGCCCAGCCUGUGUGGGGCAUGAGAAAGCAAAGGUGUCCUUCUGCUCCGAGACAGUGCUCCUUAAGAAGUCCUCCAAAUCCCACCACUUCAAAUCAGAAGUUCUGGUUCCAAUGAAAAGCAGUAAGCACUCCUCACACUGUGGCACUGGGCAAACUGGAGUUUGUCUCAUCAUGUGAUGAGGAGGGCAGCCAGCAGGCUCCCCACAUCACCCACUGAAACAGAAGGGCUCUUUGACUCCUUCCUGCACUCGAAGCCAGACAUCAGCAGUGCAAAGCAGCCCUGUCCCGCCAGGAGCAGGCGGCAGCAGCGGCCAGAAGCGACCAGCUGGUGAAUCCCAGGAAUCCAUCCCAGCAGUGACCUCGGAGUUGGGGGGGGGGGUCUGGAUCCUUACAGCUGGGAGAAGGCAAGGGCAAGUCAGAGGCUGCUGCUGGCAUCUCAGUGUAUAUUUUCCAUACCACAUAGCUCAGUGCUGUCAGCUGCUGGUUUCUGUAUUCUGUUCACCUGUCCAAUGCACUGCACAACACAGACCCUGCAAGCCAAAGCCAUGCAGAGCUUUACUCAGUCACUUUUACAGUCUUCACCCUAUCCCCUCCUUGGGGUUUGGUUAGUCUCAGGCUUUGGCUGUCUGAAGUUCAGCAUCCACCAGCUGCCCAGUUCUCACAUCAGCUACAAAGAGACAAACCUGCUAGCAAGCUCCAUAUGUCUGACAAUAAUCACAGCAAGGUCUAAGUUCCCUGCUUCCAAGCCUGUAAUUGCACAAUAAAUACUUGCUUAAUAAAGCUGGGUUUUGUUUUGUAAA